UAAUUUGAAGUUGCUACUACAUACAUAUAAUUGGAAAGAUUAAUUUUGGGAUUCAAAUAAAACAAGAAAAAUCCCUCUGGAAUUAGGUGAAAUUUAUUACGUAAGACCUCGUUUCGAAUUUUACUGACGUAAGAAAGGAAUUGUCGAUUGAAUUGAAUCCGUGUCGCUUGAAUGGAACCUACUGUCGAUUGAAUUGAGAGGGCGGUGGGAAGGAAUGACGUUAUAGAGAGCUUACAUGUUUGAGUAAAAGCAUGACGGUUAAUUGAGGGUAUGAUUAAGUAGUAUGACGGUCAAGUAUAUAGGACAAACAGCAGUACCAUCUUAUAUAAUAUUAAUUCUAUCAAUAUUGCAGGUAGUACACCAGAAACUACUGUAUGCUGUCCUAUAGGUUAUUAAAAUUUAAUACUAUUAUAAAACUAAUUGUAGACCAAGGAGACAAGUGUCAAUUGCCUAUAGAGCCUGGAGGAACAGCUCAAUUGCCGCGAUUUGGCUAUGAACCCUCAACACAACAAUGCCACCAAUUUAUUUAUAGAGGACUUAAGGGAAAUCAAAAUAAUUUUUUGACACUUGAGGAGUGCCAGUUGGCUUGUCUUCCUAAUCCGUGCCCUUCUGGUAAGAAUUUAGUAGGGAUCCGGACGCAUAGUAUUUUUCUAUCAUCGGUAUUUUUCGAUAUAUCGGUGAACAUAGCGGAAAUGCGCUACAGAAUACAUACUAAGAAAUAA
Messenger RNA from Meloidogyne enterolobii, 722 nucleotides. NCBI's taxonomy places the organism in Eukaryota, Metazoa, Nematoda, Chromadorea, Rhabditida, Meloidogynidae. The record is from the annotation of a GenBank genome assembly.